AGGUUACGCAUGCGCAGACGGCUGCGUGGCUCAUGUGGAGGUCAGAGCUGUGAGGAGGCCCCGUAUUAAAGAAAAUGGCAGCAAAGUUGUUUGAAUCAAUUGGAAAGCUUGGUCUGGGACUGGCCAUUGCUGGAGGAGUUGUCAACUCUGCCUUAUAUAAUGUGGACGCAGGUCACCGUGCUGUCAUUUUUGACAGAUUCCGAGGUGUUCAGGAUCUGGUAGUAGAUGAAGGUACACACUUCCUUAUCCCUUGGGUCCAGAAACCAAUAAUAUUCGACUGCCGCUCACGUCCUCGCAAUGUCCCUGUAAUAACAGGAAGCAAAGAUCUGCAGAAUGUGAACAUUACCCUGCGUAUCCUUUUCCGGCCCAUCACCAAUCAGUUGCCACGGAUCUUCACCAGCAUUGGCGAGGACUAUGACGAGAGAGUUUUACCGUCCAUUACUACUGAGGUCCUGAAGUCAGUGGUGGCACGGUUUGAUGCAGGAGAACUGAUUACCCAGAGAGAGUUGGUUUCCAGGCAGGUCAGUGAGGAUCUGACGGAGAGAGCGGGCACAUUUGGACUCAUCUUGGAUGACGUGUCCCUGACUCACUUGACAUUUGGUAAAGAGUUCACAGAAGCUGUAGAAGCCAAACAAGUGUCCCAGCAGGAGGCGGAGAGAGCCCGGUUUAUUGUGGAGAAGGCAGAGCAACAGAAAAAGGCUGCCAUCAUAUCUGCCGAAGGAGACUCUAAAGCGGCUGAGCUGAUUGCAACCUCGUUGGCAGAAGUCGGGGAUGGUUUAAUCGAGCUGCGCAAACUGGAAGCGGCUGAAGACAUUGCGUACCAGUUAUCACGAUCCCGUAACGUGACAUACUUGCCCCCAGGACAGUCCACUCUACUACAACUGCCACAAUAGUCUGAACCUGCAUCAACCCUAUACCCAUCUGUGUUUCAGUGUCCCCAGUAAGGAAUUUAGUCAUUUUAAGUUCUGAAGUUCAAGAAACAGCAGACUGUGCUAAAGUCAGCAGUGUAGAUGAGGCAAGCGACCACAUAAAGAAGUGUGUACGUGGGAUAAUAUACAGGGAAUGCACAGACGUUGUGCAAUCCCUGGCUUUUUUUGUUCUCUAUAUAGUGAUACAUUUGUUAUCGGGUCACUUGACUUUUCUAUUGUGUCAAACUGAAGUAUAGCCAUUCUGUGCCUCUCUUCCAAUAUUUGCCAGAAGUUUGAGAUCUUAACUGGCCAUUAAUUCCAGGCAUUUGCUCUUCUAUAUGGGACUGCUCACCCUCAGCUCUUAGAAUUCCAAUGAAUAAGGCUUUUCAUUAAUAAAAUAAAAACAUCUGCCAGUAA
Molecule: messenger RNA, 1325 nt
Organism: Bufo gargarizans (Asiatic toad)
Lineage: Eukaryota; Metazoa; Chordata; Amphibia; Anura; Bufonidae
Gene: PHB1
Product: prohibitin
Exons: 7
Coding region: 75-893 (272 amino acids)
Biological process (GO): mitochondrion organization
Cellular component (GO): mitochondrion; membrane
Source: RefSeq, a predicted model, not a curated record